AUGGAUAUCGACGAUAUCCUCCGAGAAAUCGACCCUGCAUCCAACAGCGUCCCUCAAGGCACGCGCGAUCUGCAGGCUCUGACGCGUCGCUGGGUCGCCGAACGGUCGGCACCAGAGCUGCUCGAGUACGCGGAAUCAAGUCCCCGGUCCACGUGUGGCAAACCCUCCGUCGCUGACGCCUGCAGAUGGCCUUUGGACGGCCUCUUCGAGCGCGUCAACGAGCGCAUCAAGCGGCAGAUCGAAAAGGUCGAGGACAUGACCGGUGACAUGGACCCCAAGACCAACUUUGCUCUCAUCGUCAUCCAAACCGAGCUCGAGCGUUACAAGUUCCUCGUCCGCAGCUUCCUCCGCGUCCGCAUGGCAAAGAUCGACAAGCACACGCUGCAUUACCUCUCCUCCCAACCCCUCCGAGAUAGACUGUCGCCCACCGAGCUCGCCUACGCCACCCGCCACCAAGCCCUGCUGCACAACCAUUACCUCUCCUCCUUCCUCGCCUCCUUCCCGCAGCAGCUGCAGAACCUCAACGACACGGCCGGCAACGUCAGCAUGAUCGACGCCCCCGACCUCGACGCCGCCGUUUUCGUUCGCAUGCUGCGCGAUCGCGACGUCCACGCCCGGGGUACCGACGCCGACAACACGCUGCCCGCCGAGAACGGUGACGUGCUCAUCCUGCGGUGGGCGAGUGCCCGCCCGUUGGUCGAGGACGGCGACGCCGAGCUCGUCUGA
Molecule: messenger RNA, 726 nt
Organism: Drechmeria coniospora
Lineage: Eukaryota; Fungi; Ascomycota; Sordariomycetes; Hypocreales; Ophiocordycipitaceae
Exons: 2
Coding region: 1-726 (241 amino acids)
Biological process (GO): DNA-templated DNA replication; double-strand break repair via break-induced replication
Cellular component (GO): GINS complex
Source: RefSeq, a predicted model, not a curated record